Messenger RNA from Didymodactylos carnosus, 1978 nucleotides. Lineage: Eukaryota; Metazoa; Rotifera; Eurotatoria; Philodinida; Philodinidae. The record is from the annotation of a GenBank genome assembly.
UUAAAAGUUGAAUAUUUCAGCAGUUAUGAGAUCUCUCGGAUUGCGGUUUAGCUUUUAAGUCACGAAAACUUCAUAGUCUUUGUCCAUAUAAUUAAAAUUUCAUUUGGUGAAAGCCGAUUGAGCACCUUGUGUAGCAGUUCGACGUUAAGUAUGUGCAACGGCUGUUAAUAAUCUUGCCAAAUUCUAUCGAAACGCACGCUUGUUUUGUAAAACAUAGAUAGUUUUUAUUGAAUUCAGUUUGGAGGCAAAUUCUGAACGAAUAAAUAAGAAUUUUAGGGGUCUAAAAUCGAAAUAAAAAAAGACUCCAUGUCAUCUAUUGCAAGGAAUAGAGAGUGUUUCGAAGUCUAGAAGCCUUUUGUUCGAGAAAUUACUAUAGUCCAGAAUAGAACAUACAUUCCAAAUUUUCGAGUUAAAGCAUCAACGAAAAAUGCUUGAACUCGGCAUCAACCGCAGAAAGGAUGGCUGUCUUCCUUAAAUUGAAAUAGUAAUGAAAGUUUAAAAACUCUGAACAAACCCACAAAAAGUUUUCUGGAGUUCUUUCGGAUCUGUUCCUCAAUAUGGACAUGAAAUUUUUUUAUCGAUCCGUAUAGAAGUCGGCGUCCUCUUUCAUUCGAGAUCAAACUCAUGAUUUUUGGAUAGGGACUGCGGAUUUCAUGAGCUUUGCAAAAGAGGCUAUUUCUGCUGGAAAAUGGUGAAAAAUCCGAAAAAAUGUGAAUGAGCAGUACCUAGCGAGCACUCUGUAUCUACAAGAAAUAUCAGACUAUUAGCGGUUAUAGUUCUGAAGAUCCAGAAAGGGAAUACUUUUCUAGAGUGAUAUAUACAACUCUGUAAAAAACUUAUCUUAUUAAAACAGAAACAUAAAAUUAUAAUAUUUUCAAAAUAAUUGUGACAUUAUUUAGCCUGUCGUCUCCUCUACCUAGCCAUUAGGCAUGCACCGAGCCCGACUACUCGAUAGAUUGGAAGAAUCAAGCAGUCGAGUAUCUUGAGUAGGACUUGGACUCAAUGCAUGCCUACUAACCAUAUGAAAAUAAAACUCUGAUUUUCUCAUAGGGGACCUUAUGUAGUUUUACUCUUUUUUAGAAUUUAUGCAACAAAUAAAGCAAAACCUUCUUUUCGACGUAUGAUAACGUAUACAACAGAAUAUGACAGUGAAAGUAAACAUCAAUUACCGAUAUUCGUUCAUUAUGUCAUAACGAAAGAAAAUGUUGAUGAUGUUCAAAAAAUGCAAAAUGCUCAACAAGUAAUAUCUCCAACCCAAACUGUCCGUGAUCGUACUCAAAUAUACAACUCAAGACGACAAUUAACAAUACCACUCGAAGAACAGUACAGAAGUAUUAUGAAAAGUUUACAAGAUGAGAAUUCUAUAGUAUCACAUCUUUCAAUGAGUCGCCAACAAGCGCCAAUCGUUAUAUUGGAUUAUGAACAUCAAAUGAAAGAAUUACUACGCAAUUGUAUCAAUUUAAACCAGACAGAAUCCAAAUCCAUUUUAUGCUUAGAUACAACAUUUAAUCUCGGAAAAUUCUUUGUAACACCGACAACAUUUCAACAUAUAGCACUUGAACGACGUCAACAGGUACUAAGUACAGUAUUUGAUGAACCAGAAAGUAUUAUAGAAUCCGAAACCAAUGAAAUAUUCGACGAACGUUUAUCAGAAAUGAAACCUAAAUGGGAUGAAAUAUUGCCUAGUUUUUCUGUAUGGUUCGAUAGAUAUCAAUCAAAAACGUUUCGUAAUCAUAUGAUCUCGUCCGUUAGACUUCAAGCUGGUCACAUGAGCAGUGGACAUCCACGGUUAUUUUAUAAUAAUGACUGCGAAGCGACUUUAAAUCAUGCACUAAAAAACGAAACCAAUUGGAACCAACGUCCGUUAACAGAUAUCGUUGAUUUAAUUGGUAAAGCAGCAAUUGCACAAAAAAACGAAAUAAUUCGAUCGUUUUAUGGCCUUGGUGAUUUCGAACUUGUGGGUUCGUACGCACGCUAA